Molecule: messenger RNA, 1056 nt
Organism: Ylistrum balloti
Lineage: Eukaryota; Metazoa; Mollusca; Bivalvia; Pectinida; Pectinidae
Exons: 9
Coding region: 1-1056 (351 amino acids)
Biological process (GO): regulation of cell differentiation
Cellular component (GO): membrane
Source: RefSeq, a predicted model, not a curated record
AUGGACCAGUCAAGAACCUAUUGUGUGACUGGGGAUGUACAUGUACCUGUGCAAACCAGCUGUUUUGGUGGUGACUGGGAACACCGGUAUCUAGUUCUAUAUCAGGACUCCAUCAUUCAGUGGUUCAAUGAUCGCUUUGAUGGCAAACCUUUAGGACAGACAAGGCUCAAGUCUGUUGCGAGCCAUGUUGGGUUUGGUACCAUGUGUUUGCGGGUUCCUGACAGACCAGAUCUUCCACAGGGGCGAACCCUUGACUCACUUAUGGCCUUACCUAGUGACAGACCAGUCAGAGGCAAAAGGAAAAACAAGAAUUUGCUUGUCAUAUGGAUCUUGUUUGCAGGGGAGUCAGAUGCAAAAGCUUGGGUGGAUGCAUUUCAAAAAGUGCUACCUCCCCCUCCCCAGCCAACUCAUCCACCUCCUCAGCCACAGAUGCCACAACAGCAACAGAACGGUCAUGCACCAGUGCCAUAUGGAUUUAAUCCAGCAGUGUAUCCUCCUAAUGGUGGAGCACCACCUAACCAGUAUGGCCAGCAACCUUAUGGUGCCCAGCCUCAGCAGUAUGCAGGACACCCGACGACGGUAGUGGUAAAUAACACUACACACACACAGACUAAUCAUAGCAGUGGUGAUGGAUUUGCUACCGGUUUACUGUUGGGAGGAGCUCUAGGCUAUGGAAUGGCCCGUCCCUAUGGUUGGGGAUAUGGCUGGGGAUGGGGAGGUUAUGGCUGGGGCUAUCAUGGAUGGGGCUCUGGUAGUUGGGGAAGCUUUGGAUCACAUGGCUGUGGUGGCUAUGGUGGGGGUGGUUGUGGUGGUGGGGGAUGUGGAGGUGGAUGUGGAGGAGGCUGUGGAGGAGGUGGAGGUGGAUGUGGAGGGGGUGGAGGUGGAUGUGGAGGGGGAGGAGGUGGAUGUGGAGGUGGGGAUGGUGGUGGAGGUGGGGAUGGUGGUGGGGGUGGAUGUGGAGGUGGUGGCGGGGAUGGAGGCGGUGGCUGUGGUGGUGGUGGCGGCUGCGGUGGCGGCUGUGGAGGGGGCUGUGGAGGGGGUUGUGGGGGAGAAUAG